CACGACGAGAUACACAAGAUCAAGAGUGAUCUCCUAAAUUUACUCUUGGUGCUGUAUCAUAGAAGAAAAGCUGGUUUCAAUCCGUUGGUGACUUUGGUCAGCUUAGGAGGUCUUCUGUCUUCACUUCAGCACUAUGUGCGACCACGAGCGCAAAUCGGAGCACUUCGGUCGGACAGCCUUUGACUCGUCUUCAGUCUUGAUUGCAUUGCUCGCCGUGUCAUUCAUUUCCAGUUCGACGGCAACAGCUUUCGGAGAAUACAGUGAUGAAAUUCGUCGAAUGCAAGCCGCCGAUCCGCCUUUUCGGCCGCCCGCUGUACCUCUGGUCGUGACCGACCCUUACAUGUCGAUGUGGUCGAGAACUGACGACGCAUACGAAGCGUUUCCCUCCCACUGGGCCGGUGCACCGAUGCCGAUUGUGAUGAUCGCCCGGGUGGACGGCAAGCCGUACAUGCUCGUAGGCACCGACACAUUCACUGGCAUGUGUGAUGGUGCUGGUCAUGGUGGCGAUGGUACCAGGCAUGCUGGUGGAAAUGGUGCCAGCAGCAGCAGCAGCAGCAGCAAUGGUGAGGAACGACAGAGGUCUUCAACAUCCAUACCCAACGCUGAUCAGACCUCAGUUCUGGUGUUACCAACCACCACACUGUAUGUGUUUGAGGCAGGUGGCGUGCAGGUCAAUGUCACCUUCAGCACACCAACGCUGCCUCCCAGUGCAGACAACACGUACGGCGACAUCUCCCGCGGUACUACCUACAUCACCGCCUCUGCACAGAGCAGCGACGGUAAGAUACACUCGGUGGAGAUCUACUAUGAAAACACGGCGGAGAUCACGGUGGACGAUGUCAACUCAGUGGUAGAAUGGUCGCGCAUGACGGGUGAUGAUAAGAAUAUCAUGCGAGUCGGUGCACACCAGCAGAAUGUGCUUGGCGCAAAGGGCGACCGCAGAAGAAUAUCCUGGGGCUACUUCUACGCUACACCGGACGAUGGCGGUGACUCAUCGGCAAUGCAGACAACGAUGACCGCAUGGUACAAGGCUGCAUGCGCCUUCACACACGGCAAGGCAUUGCCGGAUGAUGACACGAGUGGCCCACGGAAAUGCAAUGACGACUGGCCAGUUCUUGCAGUGAAGUGGGAUCUUGGUCAGGUCACAGCAGACACGGCCGUCAGUCGUCACGUCCUGGUCUUCUUGGACGACAUCUUCAGCAUCGACUACUUUGGCUUGAAGCUGCCGCCUUACUGGCGCUAUACCUUCAACAGCAGUCCUACGUCAAUGAUACACCAGGCCAUGAUGGACUAUGAGAGUGUACUGGGCAAGUGUAAGGCGUUCGAUGAGGACGUCGUACGAGAGAGCCUGCGAGUCGGCGGAACGGAAUACGCAUUCCUAACCUCCCUAACAUACCGUCAGGUGCUGGGUGCAAUGAAGAUAGUCUACCACCCUGUGCUGAAAGAGCCGUGGGCAUUCAUGAUGGAAAUGUCGACGGACGGCGACGUUAGCACGAUUGACGUUAUCUUUCCGGCUUCCUCGCAGCUGCUCUACUUCAGCCCGGAGCUGCUAACCCGGACCUUGCUACCCCUACUUGCCUACUCGAACAACGAGACCAAUGUCAAGUACAACCUGAACUGGGCACCGCAUCACCUCGGUACGUGGCCAAUCUGUGACCUGACACCGGAGCGACAGGAGCAGAUGCCCAUGGAGGAGUCAGCCAACAUGCUGCUCAUGCUGAACGCCAUUGCCCAGCGAGACACGGCUAACUUCAAACUGCUCGACUACAUUAAGCCGUACUUUGGUGUACUGGAAACCUGGGCGAACUUCAUCUUCAGCGAGCUGCCCAUGCCUCCAAAGCAGUUGUGCACGGACGAUUUCGAAGGGCCCGAGGCGAACAACACCAACUUGGCUGUGAAGGGAAUACUGGGGCUGGAAGCCAUGGCCGGUUUGAUGUACUACGCUACUAGUAGCAAAGGUGCUGAGCACUACCGAGCAAUGAUACCAACGCUGCUGUCUUUCUGGAUGCAGCAUGCACUUGCAUCAGAUCAGAGCCACUACAAGCGAGAGUACAAUCUGGACGACAGCUCAUUCUCGCUCAAGUACAAUCUCCUCUACCAGCUGAUCAUGAAUGUAUCGGUGUUUGACCCGGUCGUCUUCCAAAGAGAGCUCAACUACUACGUGAACAAGCAGAGUGCUACGUACGGUAUCCCGCUCAACGACCGCUCAUCUUUCCAGCUCACAGAGUAUCAAGGAGGACUACUGGGCUUGGCGUACAACAUGGAGAGCAUCAAGACAGUCCUCAUACACCAGCUGUACAGCUUUGCCGACCAGACACCUUCCAGAGAUCCGUUCGGUGACAGGUAUGACACUGUCACGGGCAAGCAGUUGGGAACGUUGUCAUUCAUAGCACGGGCUACGAUUGGUGAAAUCUUCUCGCUGCUAUUGGUCAGUCCAGCUGGUGUGAAAUCAUGA
Messenger RNA from Sycon ciliatum, 2455 nucleotides. RefSeq lists its product as uncharacterized. The transcript is spliced from 6 exons. NCBI's taxonomy places the organism in Eukaryota, Metazoa, Porifera, Calcarea, Leucosolenida, Sycettidae. The record is from RefSeq and is a predicted model, not a curated record. The coding region runs from base 134 to 2455 and encodes 773 amino acids.